ACCCCCCACCCAAUCCGACGGUUCCAGGAUCGUAGCGGCUCUCUCAAAUCUGACUUACAGUGGCAGUGGGAAGACAAGAUGAUAUUACUAAAUUAGGGAAGACAGACAUCGGAAAAUGUGCCCAAGACUCAAGAUUCCCUGCAGAGAGACAGCCAUAACUUGGCCUCCCUUAAGCUGUCAAGCACCUCCCAACCCAAAUUCAAAACCUUACUCGCUGUCUUUCUCUCUGCUCAGACCUCUAUUUAUACUCACUGAAAGCGUCACCUCCUUCCAUCACUCGGUAGCUUCCUUUGUGUUUGCUCUGUCACAGCAAUGGCUCCUAAAGCCAUGGCUUUCCUGCUGGCCACUCUCCUCCUGCUCACCACCAAGGUUUCUUCGAGUGAUGAGAAACAAACUAACAAGAUUAAGGAUCCUCCAGUCACAAAUGGUCACCUGGGAUUGGCCCCAGCUCAUAGCCCGGCCAAGGCACCGGCAUCGGCCCCUCAGCUGUCAGCAAAGCCCCCGACGAGCCCCGUGAUGCCCCCAGUGAAGUCUAAAGCAGAUUGCAUCCCACUGUGUGACCGGAGGUGUCAGCUCCACUCGAGGAAGAGGCUGUGCAUGAGGGCCUGCAUGACAUGCUGUGACCGCUGCAGGUGCGUGCCACCAGGGACGUACGGCAACCAGCAGAUGUGCGGGAAGUGCUACACCAACAUGACCACCCAUGGCAACCGUAUCAAGUGCCCCUGAACACAACAAAUUAUCAUAUCACAUGUUUCUUCCUAUGAAAGAAUGAAUCUGUGUUCUUCAUUCAUAAUCUGUAAUUCUUCUGUGCUUCUUCAUGUUCUCAUUUUGCUGAGGAUCUAUCCUCCGGAGGCCCCUGCUAUAAAUCUGGAAGGUUAGGGGUGUGGGAAAUAAAUUGUUUUCCAUUCAACUCUAAUGUAUCAGAAUCAGCAAUGCAGAGUUUUUGUUCAUCAAUGCAGAAUGCAUGUUUAUCCCGAUUACGAAUUUGAGUCGGGUA
Messenger RNA from Punica granatum (pomegranate), 997 nucleotides. The record is from RefSeq and is a predicted model, not a curated record. Lineage: Eukaryota; Viridiplantae; Streptophyta; Magnoliopsida; Myrtales; Lythraceae.